Molecule: messenger RNA, 6222 nt
Organism: Chilo suppressalis (striped riceborer)
Lineage: Eukaryota; Metazoa; Arthropoda; Insecta; Lepidoptera; Crambidae
Source: the annotation of a GenBank genome assembly
GUGGUGUGGUUGUUGUUAAGUUUUGGGUGAUUGUAGUUAAAUCAUGAGUUGAAUUAAAUUUAUUUGUUAAACUUUGAGUGACUAGCAUUGUUAUUUGUUACUAUAACGUUUUAUCUUUUGCUUUCCCGCUAGCACACUAUUUUGAUUGUGUUAGUCUUGUGCAGGUUUUAAUGUUUCUAUGGCUGACGUUACAUGAAACGUAUUUUUAUUUUAAACAAUUGCAUUCCAGUCGUCGUUCUUGCUAAAGUAAUGACAUGCAAUAUAAAAAGUGAUGUCAUCCACUCAUUGUAUAGUAGUGUGGGAGUGGCAGAGCGAGGGCCAGUGGUUGCCACACACUCCAGGAGUGACCCGAACCUUGGAACGAGCCCAUGGCAAGAAACUCACAAGGGUCGUGUUAGCUGAUGCUGACCCAGCCCUUAAAGGGCAUUAUGUUAAUUUGAGAACACUUACUCAGUGUGUGGACACACCAGAUGGAUCUAUGUCGGAGUGCCUGGUGCGUCGCGCGCUGUACGACGUGCAGUCGCCGGGCGGGCGCGGCGUGCGCUGGGAGUGGGCCCCGCUGCUGGCGCCCCCAUCGCGCGCCAUCGUACGAUACGAGCCUAUGCCCAUGGAGAUGCAGGGCGUGGUGGAGUCGGCCUGGGCGGCCGGGGCUGGGGGCGCGUGUGGGGGCUGGCGCCUUAGCCCCCGGCGGGGCGUGGCCGCCGGCCCCCGGGGGAUUCGUCUGUUGAGGCGCACCGCCGCCCCGCCCUAUCCGAGGGCUAUGCCCAUACAACCUGUGCCGCCUGCGCCGCCGCCGCCUGCAGUGCCCCCAAUAAACACGGGUCGCCGAGCUCGCAUCCCGCAGCAGCACACGGGCUCGUCGGUGCAGUCGGUGCAGUCGGUGCAGUCGGUGCAGUCGGUGCAGUCGGUACAGUCGGUGCAGUCGUUGCCGGCGCCGGGCCCCGCGGCCACGGUGCGGACCGGGGCGAGGAGCGCGUCGCCGCCCCGCAAGCAGGGCUUCGCUAGGCAGAUAUUGCACAAUCUAAACAUAUUCGGUAACAGCAACAAGCCGUCUACCGUUUCUUCGGUCGCCAGCUCGGGCGCGGACGGGGAGGGGGGAGAUACAGGAGAGGGGGGGGACUCCGGACGAGCGGGCCGGCGACACAGCGUCGACACCGUGUCUACGUAUCUGUCGCACGAGAGCAAGGACAGCCUGCAGCAAGGUUCAGUGGGUGAGCUGCUGAACUGCAGCGCGGGCAGCGACGACGUGUUCGACUCCCCGGCGCACUGCACCGACUGCACCGACAAUAUACCGGAGACGGUGCCGGCGAGUUGGGCCAGGAACGGGGUGGGUGACGGGGUAGUGAAUGGGUCGGGCGGGGGCACGGGUGGGUCGUGGGGCGCGGUGUGCCCCAUGUGCGUGGCGCGGCUGCGCGCGGGGCCGGGCCUGCUGCGGUUACCGGCCACACAUGUACGGAGGCAGGAGGAAUCAUACAUGGAGUGCCUGAUAUGCGGCGAAGAGGGGGGCGGGGGUGGGGAAAGGGUGCGCGAGGAUAGAGAAGUGGAUGACAGAGUGGCAGUGGACAGCAGCACGGUAUCGGGCCCGCAGCCAUCCGGCAGCAUGGCGUGGAGCACGCAGCCCCGCGCCCUGCCCUCCCUGGGCGCGCACCGUGCCAUCCUCGUCACAUACAGCUUUCAGUCCGGGAUCCAGAGCGAGGGUCACCCGUGCCCGGGGGCACCCUACUACGCGGUGGGGUUCCCGCGACACUCGCUGCUGCCCGACACACCGCUGGGUAGAGAGAUCCUGUCCCUCCUCCGAGGCGCGUGGGCGGCGGGCUGUUUGUUCGGCGUGAGCGCGUCCCGCACCACGGGCCGCGAGUAUGUGGUCACCUGGCGGCCCCCGCCCCCCGCCCCGCCCGCCAGAAUACAGCACUACCCGCCCUCUACCUCCACGGCCAUCGCGCUACUACACGCCGCCAAGGGGGCGCUCGCGAGACACGUGCCGCGUGACUACUGAUGCCGAUGGAGUGCCGCAAGGGUCACCGCUGGGACCGCCACUAUAUACGUCCCGCACCACGGGCCGCGAGUAUGUGGUCACCUGGCGGCCCCCGCCCCCCGCCCCGCCCGCCAGAAUACAGCACUACCCGCCCUCUACCUCCACGGCCAUCGCGCUACUACACGCCGCCAAGGGGGCGCUCGCGAGACACGUGCCGCGUGACUACUGAUGCCGAUGGAGUGCCGCAAGGGUCACCGCUGGGACCGCCACUAUAUACGUCCCGCACCACGGGCCGCGAGUAUGUGGUCACCUGGCGGCCCCCGCCCCCCCGCCCCGCCCGCCAGAAUACAGCACUACCCGCCCUCUACCUCCACGGCCAUCGCGCUACUACACGCCGCCAAGGGGGCGCUCGCGAGACACGUGCCGCGUGACUACUGAUGCCGAUGGAGUGCCGCAAGGGUCACCGCUGGGACCGCCACUAUAUACGUCCCGCACCACGGGCCGCGAGUAUGUGGUCACCUGGCGGCCCCCGCCCCCCCCCCCCCGCCCCGCCCGCCAGAAUACAGCACUACCCGCCCUCUACCUCCACGGCCAUCGCGCUACUACACGCCGCCAAGGGGGCGCUCGCGAGACACGUGCCGCGUGACUACUGAUGCCGAUGGAGUGCCGCAAGGGUCACCGCUGGGACCGCCACUAUAUACGUCCCGCACCACGGGCCGCGAGUAUGUGGUCACCUGGCGGCCCCCGCCCCCCGCCCCGCCCGCCAGAAUACAGCACUACCCGCCCUCUACCUCCACGGCCAUCGCGCUACUACACGCCGCCAAGGGGGCGCUCGCGAGACACGUGCCGCGUGACUACUGAUGCCGAUGGAGUGCCGCAAGGGUCACCGCUGGGACCGCCACUAUAUACGUCCCGCACCACGGGCCGCGAGUAUGUGGUCACCUGGCGGCCCCCGCCCCCCGCCCCGCCCGCCAGAAUACAGCACUACCCGCCCUCUACCUCCACGGCCAUCGCGCUACUACACGCCGCCAAGGGGGCGCUCGCGAGACACGUGCCGCGUGACUACUGAUGCCGAUGGAGUGCCGCAAGGGUCACCGCUGGGACCGCCACUAUAUACGUCCCGCACCACGGGCCGCGAGUAUGUGGUCACCUGGCGGCCCCCGCCCCCCGCCCCGCCCGCCAGAAUACAGCACUACCCGCCCUCUACCUCCACGGCCAUCGCGCUACUACACGCCGCCAAGGGGGCGCUCGCGAGACACGUGCCGCGUGACUACUGAUGCCGAUGGAGUGCCGCAAGGGUCACCGCUGGGACCGCCACUAUAUACGUCCCGCACCACGGGCCGCGAGUAUGUGGUCACCUGGCGGCCCCCGCCCCCCGCCCCGCCCGCCAGAAUACAGCACUACCCGCCCUCUACCUCCACGGCCAUCGCGCUACUACACGCCGCCAAGGGGGCGCUCGCGAGACACGUGCCGCGUGACUACUGAUGCCGAUGGAGUGCCGCAAGGGUCACCGCUGGGACCGCCACUAUAUACGUCCCGCACCACGGGCCGCGAGUAUGUGGUCACCUGGCGGCCCCCGCCCCCCGCCCCGCCCGCCAGAAUACAGCACUACCCGCCCUCUACCUCCACGGCCAUCGCGCUACUACACGCCGCCAAGGGGGCGCUCGCGAGACACGUGCCGCGUGACUACUGAUGCCGAUGGAGUGCCGCAAGGGUCACCGCUGGGACCGCCACUAUAUACGUCCCGCACCCCCGUACGAAUGCAUUACCAAACUUCACCCAACGCUGCUGUUGCUUUACUGCAAGCUCGGCGAGAAGACCUCGCAAGACACGUGGCAGGUAACUACUAAUGUUGAGAUGAUCACCGAUGAGGAAGGGAUCGCUCCUAUAUAUUCCUGAUGAUGACCACCUGAUGAGGAAGGGAUCGCUCCUAUAUAUUCCCACAAGAUGAUUCUUGAUUUCUUUUCAUGUGACGUGAUGCAAUCCGAAGCCACGCACACUGCCAAACGCUCUUUUGUGACUUACGACAGUCAAUUACUGAUAAGUCACUAGAGAAGUGUUGUAAGGGUCACUGCUUGAACUGCCGCUAUUACUCCUCACUUUACGAGUGCUGCAAGAAUUAUUCAGUGACUUACUCACCAGUUCCCGCAGUCAGCAGAAGCUUAACGUUAGAACGCGAGCUUUACAUAGGUACUAUUUUUUUGGGUAUGCCACCAGGAUGACUGCUAGGACCCAUCCUUAACACAAACCAUUUGAGACAAUAAAUCGUCGCUAUACCCAAUAAAGUAGUAAGUGAUUCAUAAAUCAAUGUUUUAUUAAUAAGUUGUAUUAAAAACUUAUCAGUAUUUAUGAGGCAACUCGAAUAUUCCAGAAUUAAGACUUAGGUAACAUGUGAGAUCUGCAUUUAUAUGUACACAAAUUUAUAUUUCAUUACCAAGUAAUGUAAUUAUAAUACUUUUAUUAUUAUAAAGAAUAUUUUAAUUUGUAAGUUUAAAAGAAAACCUUAUGAUAUGCUGUAAAACUCAUUCAGUAGUCUUCCAAUAAGUUGUCUAUUGUUAAAUGUUUUAUUGUAAAAUAUAAGAUAUUUGUUAUACAAUACAAAAUGUAAUUUAAAUAAUUCAAAGGCUUUUGUAGUUUUUACUCUGUUUUAUUUAUAUACUAAAGAUUUUAAUCACUAAAUUAAUGAACUAUUUCCUUUCGUUUUAGCCUCAUUACGCCUAUGAAUAUUUCUUUUUUAAAGUAAGUAGUUCUCACGGCAUUAUUAUUUUGUAAGCUAAAUGCAGAAAUAUUGUUGUUUUUCUAAAAAAAUUGUUCUGUUUGUAAAACGAGGCUUACGAGGGGUUCCGUAUUAAAAUUUAUAUACGGUUGAGCAAACUCAUUCUCACUCACUCAAUCAUGGGUGUAUUCCGCAAUAUACAUCAGUAUACUGGCCAGUGGUAAUGACGUCACGAAUGCGACACCAUAUUAUACUGGUAUGCUACUAUAAUUUUACCGGGAAAACGAAUAUGACGUAUGACCGAGCGUGCGUGUGAUGCAUUCGAAUUUUAUUUCUUUUUUUAUUAAAGAACAAUAAUGGGAUCCGAACAAAAAGAAUUCCUUUUAAUUGAUGAGGUGAAUAAAAAAAUCUCCUUUAUUCGCACUAUUUUUAAUAUUUUGUCGAUUUUUGAAGUCAGUACAUUUCGGAACAAUUCACAAGUAUAGCGUCGAUUCAUGACGUCAUUAGCACUGGCCAGUAUACUGGUAUAUAUUACGGAAAAUUUUACCUCAUUUGUUUUAUUUUACGUUAGAACGCAAUAAAGAGUACCUCCACUGCCUAUAUUUUAUUAUAUAUUUAUAUUAUAUAUAUUUAAGCAAUCCUAUCUUUUAUGGUUUAUGAGAUAAUGCCUGCUGGCAGAUGGAUGGACGUAUAGCGUAGGCUUAUGGAACCCUUAAAAAUAAUGUAAUCCAUUCUAAAGUCGACUUUGAUAAAUAACUGUUAGAUUAUGUUUUAUUUAAAUUACACGUUAAAUAUAAUUCAGAAGAGACUGAGUUUAGGGGAAGAAAGUAUAUUUACAUUAGAAGUUAUGAUUUAUUAUAUACAUAUAUUAUAUGUAUUCUAGGCAAAGUUAGUUAUUAGAAAUAAAAUCUAUAUAUAAAAAAAAAACUUAUACGUACUAAAUAUAUGCGGAAUUAAAUAUUAACAUUUUUAUGAUUUUAUUUAUUUUUUAAGCAUUUAACUGCUAGAUGUUUAAAUCUAAAGAAAAGUUUGUGGGUUACCUACAAUGCGAAGAGAUGGCGCUGCCUUGCAGCUUAAGGCUAGGAAAAUUUCGACGCGGCUAAUAGGGCCGUGGUAGCAUAAUGGUCAGUGCAUUCGUCCGGAUAGCGAAGGAUGCGGGUUCGAGUCCCGUCCGCUGCCUGGUCCGCGUGGAUUUUUUUCUAAUUAACAUUUUUUUUUUAAAAUGUGUCAGAGUAAUCGGUAUUUAGUUGAUAAGCUCCAAAUUAGAUGAAAUGUUUAGUGUCUUGCCAAUAAGUGCCUUGGAUUUUAUCCUUCUAAUAUUAUAUUUAGUGUAAAUAGAGUAUUUAUAUGUUUAAUUGAUGAGCAGUUGCCAUGAACGAGUCUUCCCAAUGUCAUCGAAACUUCCAAUUGUUUAGCUUUACUUAUACAAAUGUUGCCAAUUGUAUAAAUAUAAUGAAAUAUCGAAGUGUAUGUUACAAUAGUAGUAAUAGGUGACGAAAGUUAUUAUAAGUUAAUAAAUUAUAAAUCAAAA